This is a messenger RNA of Hydractinia symbiolongicarpus, 1645 nucleotides long. RefSeq names its product dynein axonemal assembly factor 11-like. Gene Ontology annotation, cellular component: cytoplasm. NCBI's taxonomy places the organism in Eukaryota, Metazoa, Cnidaria, Hydrozoa, Anthoathecata, Hydractiniidae. The record is from RefSeq and is a predicted model, not a curated record. Gene Ontology annotation, molecular function: protein binding. Gene Ontology annotation, biological process: outer dynein arm assembly. The coding region runs from base 50 to 1447 and encodes 465 amino acids. The transcript has 3 exons.
CUGUCCUUAUUAUGUGCAUGUACCUUAACUUUAGUAAAAAGAAAACACUAUGGUUUUUAUAACUGAAGAUUUAAUAAGAAAACGAGCUGAACAUAAUGAAUGCGAAAUAUCAACUCUGGAGGAGAUCUCUUUGCACCAAUGUGAUGUUGAACGAAUCGAAUACCUAGACAAGUGGUGUCGCCAACUGAAGAUAUUAUACUUGCAAGCUAACUUGAUCCCAAAAAUUGAAAACAUAUCUCGGUUGAAAAAAUUAGAAUACUUGAAUUUGGCACUUAAUAAUAUUACUCUGGUAGAGAACCUUGAAGGAUGUGAGUCGUUGAGCAAGUUAGACCUAACCGUGAAUUUCAUUGGAAAAGUUACCAGUGUUGAAUGCUUGAGAGGUAAUCAGUUUUUACGCGAUUUAUAUCUCACUGGAAAUCCAUGUACGGAUUUUGUGGGUUAUCGAGACUAUGUUAUUGCAGCAUUGCCUCAGUUAACACAUCUAGAUGGAGUGGAAAUUAACAAAUCAGCUCGUAUUUUGGCUGUGCAAAAAUUAAGUAGUCUCAAGUGUGAAAUACUGCGACAGGAAAAGUUAUACGAAGAAAAACGAGUCAGAGAAAAAAUGGACAAUAAUAACGAAGGAAAAGCUGGUUUCAACAAAGAGUGGUACACUAACACGCAAAACGCUCACAUGGAGAAGAAUGGUGAUAAAAAACAGGAUAUAGGAGAAGACAACUUUUGGUCCAAACCGACUGCGUACACACCGGAAAGUCGUAUGGAGACGCAUCGAUACAUGGAAGAGAAAAAGAAAGAGAAAGAAGAGCAGAAAUCGAAAUAUUUGGAUCCCAAUCCAAAGAAACGAGAGAUUCGUUUUUUCACAGACGAUGGCCGUCCAUUGAAUAUUAAUCAAGCUCAAAUUGAUUUUCAUUUGGAAGAUGACGAUGAAAAUGGUUGCUUCAUUUUGACGGUGUCCUGUUAUAAACAUUUAGAUACGUCGCUUAUUGACGUCGACGUGCAACCGAUGUAUGUUCGAGUUAACAUUAAAGAAAAAGUUUUCCAACUUGCUUUCAUUGAAGAAGUUAGUCCUGAUGCCAGCUCGGCGCAGCGUUCACAAACUACUGGACACUUAGUGUUGACUCUACCAAAGUUGAAAUAUAUUUUAGACAGCAGUUUAAAAAAGACGAAAAAUACAGGUAGUAAAAAAAUGGAACUGAAUACAGGAAAAAAGAGCGACACUCUAAAAUCUGACGUAAAGGAUGCAACGAAACACAUUGAAAAGUUGGAAGUUAGUGAGUAUGAUAGCAAAGUAGAUAUACAUAACAUCGUACAAGAGGAGGCAUGUGAGACAAAAGGGUUUAAUCCUAAGUUAUAUACAAAACGGAAAAACAAUAUCCAACGAGAAAACGACAUCAAAAUCAAAGCGAAAGAACAGUUUGUCGACGAUCCUGACGUACCGCCUUUGACGUAGUAAUAAACAUCGUUUAUUUAUUUAUUUAUCGUUGGCGGUUCAAUUUGAUUUGCCAGGAAAAAACCUGAAUUUUUGUUGACCUCAUGCUCAGAGCUUCUUAGGUUUUUAUAUUUUCGUAUGGUGAAUAAUUUUAUUUAUCUUUUUAUCUUUUAAGACUACAUAUGUAAAUUAAGAGUUUUAAUAUAUUUUUGAAGUAAA